CUAUAACGCUUUUUGUCCUCUCUUCUGGUGCUGCUUGUGACAGUCAGCGGUGGAGCGUGCAGAGAGUUCGGUUCAUAAGAAGCUGCGUGAGUGUACUCCAACAUUUCCAGAAGAUGUUCUCCAUGUUGCACUUGUUGGUGCUCACGAGCAUCAUGGGAUGCGUUGAACUGAUCACAGUCACGACACCACAGAAAUAUGUCAAUGUUACAAGGGGUGGAAGUGUCAAACUCCAGUGUAUGUUUGUGACUAUCCAAGAGACCAACGGCCUCAAUAUCCAGUGGGAUUUUGUCCCAUCAUCCUCCUUGACGCAAGAGCAGGUGUAUUACUUUCAGUCAGGAAAGGAUGUGAUUGCGAAGCCUUACGAGGGCAGGAUUCAGCCGCCCUCCUCUCCGGGCUCCACCAGAAACGCCUCAAUAAUCAUAAGCAACAUGCAGCCAUCAGACGCCGGAGUCUACUCGUGUGAGGUUCACAACUUUCCUGAUGUGGACGGACAGUCUCAGGUCAACAUCAUUGUGAAUGUUCUUGAGAGGCCGUCCUAUCCUUUCUGCGCCGUCCACGGUGACAUUGAAUCGGGUCACCUGGUCACUCUGACCUGCCACAGUGAGCAUGGAAGCCCGAAACCUACGUACACCUGGACCCGACUGGACCAGACUAAGACCAGGAGGCCGGUACUGGGAAGAACAACCAAAACUGGAAUACUGGAAAUCAGAAACAUUUCCCAGUUUGAGUUUGGGGAAUACCAGUGCAAUGCUACCAAUGUGGUGGGCUUUUCAAUUUGCACUGUAGAUCUGAGUCCUGAGGUGGGAGACGGAGUGAUUGCUGGAGCAGUGAUCGGCGCUCUGCUCGGCUGUGUCCUCAUCAUCCUGGUGGUGUGGUUCAUCGCUCACACCAUGAAGAGGCACAAAUACAGGGCGGUGAAAGCAUCAGAGGGCAACGAGAUGAGGAGGAGCUCUCCCCCGGCCCAGGGAGCAGCAGACAGCGUUCCCGUGGCAACCGCAGCCAGCAAUGUCCAUGCUGAGGCAGAUGAGCCACAAGCCUAAAGACAAAAAGGCAACUGGUCUGAACAACAAGAUUUUCAGUCUUUAAUCAAUAUGAUGAAGCUCAUGUUCAUGUGGGAUGUUUUGCUUUUUGUCCUUUUGACUAUAAAUUCCGUCUUUUACGGCUUUUUUUUAAUUAUUAUUUUUGUUUGAUGUUCACUCAGACCUUUGCUGGAUGCAGAUCUUCUUCUGACACGGUGUAGACACACACAAAAGAAGCAUUUUUACAACAUGUUUCUUGUACUUUUACUUGUUUGUUUUACCAUUUUCAUAGUGACAAUCAAUACAUGUUGAUGACUCAUUCUUAGGUUAUGUUAUAGCUGAACCUAUAUUUGAAUUUACCUCAUUCACUACAUAAAUACAUUUUAUAACACAUAAUACUGAGUCUGCAUCAUGCAAACAAUCACUGUCAUAAUAACAUAAUAACUGCAGUUAUAAUACUGGAAACAAACUCGUUGCAUGUUUUUAUCUCUUAAGCCAACUUUUUUAAUUGGAUCUGAAUCCAGUAAUAAAAACGUACAUUCAAAUAUAAUCUUCAAAUGAUAAAAUAUCUUAAAUUAGAACCACAAUAUAAAACUUUUGUGUUUGUUUUUACAGUUAAUGAAUAUUACAAACUAAUUCCUGAAGGGGAAGAUGAGCGAACCUCCGCAUCACUCUUUCAUUGAUCUUUGAUGAUACAAAUUGUCAAGCAGCUGUGGAUGAAGUGUGACUAUUUUGUGCGUUAACAGGCACAGAUCCUGAUUAAAUAAAACAUUGUGUUUUCUGA
Molecule: messenger RNA, 1803 nt
Organism: Seriola aureovittata
Lineage: Eukaryota; Metazoa; Chordata; Actinopteri; Carangiformes; Carangidae
Product: V-set and immunoglobulin domain-containing protein 1-like
Exons: 7
Coding region: 114-1040 (308 amino acids)
Biological process (GO): maintenance of gastrointestinal epithelium; epithelial cell morphogenesis
Cellular component (GO): plasma membrane
Source: RefSeq, a predicted model, not a curated record